Messenger RNA from Oncorhynchus masou masou (cherry salmon), 2703 nucleotides. RefSeq names its product sericin 1-like. Bases 1 to 2703 code for a protein of 900 amino acids. The record is from RefSeq and is a predicted model, not a curated record. Lineage: Eukaryota; Metazoa; Chordata; Actinopteri; Salmoniformes; Salmonidae. The transcript has 6 exons.
AUGGUAGGCUUCGAGGGGACUCCUAUGCCUAGGGGAGGUAGCAGUAGCAGCAGUAGCAGUAGCAUUAGGGGCAGUAGCAGUAGGGGAAGUAGCAACAGCAGUAGCAGCAGCAGCAGUAGCAGUAGCAGCAGCAGCAGCAGUAGUAGCAGCAGUAACAGUAGCAAUAGGGGCAGUAGCAGUAGGGGCAGUAGCAGUAGGGGCAGCAGCAGUAGUAGCAGCAGUAACAGUAGCAAUAGGGGCAGUAGCAGCAGCAGCAGUAGUAGCAGCAGUAACAGUAGCAAUAGGGGCAGUAGCAGCAGCAGCAGUAGUAGCAGCAGUAACAGUAGCAAUAGGGGCAGUAGCAGCAGCAGCAGUAGUAGCAGCAGUAACAGUAGCAAUAGGGGCAGUAGCAGCAGCAGCAGUAGUAGCAGCAGUAACAGUAGCAAUAGGGGCAGUAGCAGCAGCAGCAGUAGUAGCAGCAGUAACAGUAGCAAUAGGGGCAGUAGCAGCAGCAGCAGUAGUAGCAGCAGUAACAGUAGCAAUAGGGGCAGUAGCAGCAGCAGCAGUAGUAGCAGCAGUAACAGUAGCAAUAGGGGCAGUAGCAGCAGCAGUAGCAGUAGUAGUAGCAGCAGUAGCAGUAGGGGAAGUAGCAGUAGCAGUAGAAGUAGAAGAAGCAGUAGUAGAAGCAGUAGCAGUAGUAGUAUCAGUAACGGCAGUAGCAGUAGAAGUAGAAGUAGCAGUAGUAGUAGCAGUAGGGGCAGUAGCAGUAGAAGUAGAAGUAGCAGUACCAGUAGCAGUAUAAGUAGCAGUAGUAGUAGCAGUAGGGGAAGUAGCAGUAGCAGUAGAAGUAGCAGUAGAAGUAGCAGUAGUAGUAGCAGUAGGGGCAGUAGCAGUAGCAGUAGAAGUAGCAGUAGAAGUAGCAGUAGUAGUAGCAGUAGUAGUAGCAGUAGAAGUAGCAGUAGCAGUAGCAGUAGCAGUAGGGGCAGUAGAAGUAGCAGUAGCAGUAGGGGCAGUAGCAGUAGCAGUAGAAGUAGUAGCAGUAGCACUAGGGGCAGUAGCAGUAGAAGUAGGGGCAGUAGCAGCAGUAGCAGUAGAAGUAGCAGUAGCACUAGGGGCAGUAGCUGUAGCAGUAGAAGUAGCAGUAGAAGUACCAGUAGCAGUAGAAGUAGGGGCAGUAGCAGUAGCACAAGGGGCAGUAGCAGUAGCAGUAGGGGGAGUAGCAGUAGCAGUAGUAGUAGGGGCAGUAGCAGUACCAGUAGCAGUAGGGGCAGUAGCAGUAGCAGUAGGGGAAGUAGCAGUAGCAGUAGGGGCAGUAGCAGUAGGGGCAGUACCAGUAGCAGUAGGGGCAGUAGCAGUAGCAGUAUGGGCAGUAGCAGUAGCAGUAGCAGUAGCAGUAGGGGCAGUAGCAGUAGGGGCAGUACCAGUAGCAGUAGGGGCAGUAGCAGUAGGGGCAGUACCAGUAGCAGUAGGGGCAGUAGCAGUAGCAGUAGGGGCAGUAGCAGUAGCAGUAGGGGCAGUAGCAGUAGGGGCAGUACCAGUAGCAGUAGGGGCAGUAGCAGUAGGGGCAGUAGCAGUAGGGGCAGUAGCAGUAGCAGUAGGGGCAGUAGCAGUAGCAGUAUGGGCAGUAGCAGUAGCAGUAGCAGUAGGGGCAGUAGCAGUAGGGGCAGUACCAACGACCUAAGCCAUGACUCAGGACUGACUCCCUGGCCUGACAACUCCUGGCUGUCUCCGUCCCCAGUCCACCAUGUCAUGCUGCUGAUCCAGUUUCUGCUGUUCUGCCUGCGGCUAUGGAACCCUGACCUAUCCUGCUUCUACCUCAGAUCCUGCUCCGACCUCGGAUCCUGCUCCGACCUCGGAUCCUGCUCCUACCUCAGAUCCGGAUCCCUACCUCAGAUCCUGCUCCUACCUCAGAUCCUGCUCCUACCUCAGAUCCUGCUCCUACCUCAGAUCCUGCUCCUACCUCAGAUCCUGCUCCUACCUCAGAUCCUGCUCCUACCUCAGAUCCUGCUCCCUACCUCGGAUCCCUACCUCAGAUCCUGCUCCUACCUCAGAUCCUGCUCCUACCUCAGAUCCUGCUCCUACCUCAGAUCCUGCUCGCUACCUCAGAUCCUGCUCCUACCUCAGGUCCUGCUCCUACCUCAGAUCCCUACCUCAGAUCCUGCUCCUACCUCAGAUCCUGCUCCCUACCUCAGAUCCCUACCUCAGAACCUGCUUCCUACCUCAGAGCCUGCUUCCUACCUCAGGUCCUGCUCCCUACCUCAGAUCCCUACCUCAGAACCUGCUUCCUACCUCAGAGCCUGCUUCCUACCUCAGGUCCUGCUCCCUACCUCAGAUCCCUACCUCAGAACCUGCUCCCUACCUCAGAUCCCUACCUCAGAUCCUUCCCAUGCUCCCUACCUCAGGUCCUGCUCGCUACCUCAGGUCCUGCUCCUACCUCAGAUCCUGCUCCUACCUCAGGUCCUGCUCCCUACCUCAGAUCCCUACCUCAGAACCUGCUUCCUACCUCAGAGCCUGCUUCCUACCUCAGAGCCUGCUUCCUACCUCAGAGCCUGCUUCCUACCUCAGAGCCUGCUUCCUACCUCAGAGCCUGCUUCCUACCUCAGAGCCUGCUCCCUACCUCAGAGCCUGCUCCCUACCUCAGAGCCUGCUCCCUACCUCAGAUCCCUACCUCAGAUCCUUCCCCUGCUCCCUACCUCAGAUCCUGAUCCCUGCCUCAGAUCCUGA